AUGGGUGUGGGUGUAUCCUGUACCGUUGAUGAGAUUUUUGAGAUUCGUGCUGCUGUUGGUUGGCUCACCAUUUUCCUUUUCACCUCACAUUUUAUCCGUCACAUCUAUCUGCUUUUCUCCUCACUUUACUCCGUGCGACCCGGCGACAGUUUCCCCUAUCCAAGACGGAGAACCACUUUCCCCUUCUCACCUCAACCUCUGCUCCCCAAGCCAUGGGACGGCCGUGGGACGGGUGAAGCUGCAACUCCGACGGCCGCGGACGUUCAGGUCGGGCUCAAGGGCUUGACGAGGAUGCUGGCGCGCGAGGUCCACAACCUCACCGAGGUCUUCUCCAAGAAGCUCACCGGCAAGCUGCGCUCCCUCGCCGGCCUCGCCUCGCUCCAUGUCAUCCUCGUCAGCAAGAAAAUCUUCACCUCCAUCGCCGACGGUUUCUUCAAGGGGCCGACCGCGCUCACUGCCGUCAACCUCGACGAAAACCCGCUCGAGCCAUGGAUGAUACCCUCCGACCUCGUCGACCGCGAGUCCCUCCUCAACUUCUCCAUCAACAGCGUCAACCUCACAUGCGCGCUCCCGGAGUUCAUCGGCAAUGGAUCUUUACUGGUACACGAUGGGUCUCCGGCUGGAGCGGCGCAGCGCCCUAUAUGGCGUGCUGCUGGAGGCGGAGCAAGCGCGACCGUGGCCAAGACAAGAGCGCUGCUGAACGCGCCGGAGAUGGACCUUUUGAGCAGCGCAUGAGGCUGCGGAGACGGGAGCGGCGGCGUGGUGAUGGGGGUGAGGAGCACGAAGUGAUGAGAGUGGAGCUUCUCAACCACGUGGCCUGGACGAUCAAGCGGAGCGGGAGGCGCGAGUU
Lolium rigidum is the source of this 850-nucleotide messenger RNA. RefSeq lists its product as uncharacterized. Bases 1 to 735 code for a protein of 244 amino acids. The record is from RefSeq and is a predicted model, not a curated record. Lineage: Eukaryota; Viridiplantae; Streptophyta; Magnoliopsida; Poales; Poaceae. The transcript has 2 exons.